GCGACGCGAGGAGGAGGCCGUCGUCAGCGUGAGGUAACGACCCGCAGGCCUCCAUCUUGCAUCCCUUUUCAUCCCCUCCGUGUGUCACCUUGGCAUUUUUCAGAAGCACUCAGUGAGGCUGUUGUACCGCCAUGUUGGCGGCCAGGUUGGCGUGCCUUCGGGCCCUUCCGUCCAGGGCUCUCCACCCAGUGCUCCCCCAAGCUUCCCCUGCCCUGAGAAGUUCCGUUCUAAAGACAGAUCAACGGCUCUUGCAAUUCAACCAGGGCUAUGCCACCAAAUCAAGAUUCGGAAUGCGGCGUGGAAGAACUGGCCAGGAAAUUAAAGAAGCAGCAUUUGAACCAUCGAUGGAGAAAGUGUUUAAAAUUGAUCAGAUGGGAAGGUGGAUUGUUGCCGGAGGAGCUGCUGUCGGUCUCGGGGCCCUUGGCUACUACGGAUUGGGAAUGUCAAACGAGAUCGGAGCCAUUGAAAAAGCUGUGAUCUGGCCACAGUAUGUGAAGGAUCGGAUUCAUUCCACCUACAUGUAUUUUGCAGGAAGUGUGGGUUUGACAGCAUUAUCUGCCGUAGCAGUCAGCAGGUCACCUGCUCUCAUGAACCUUAUGAUGAGAGGCUCCUGGAUGGCAAUAGGAGCAACUUUUGCAGCCAUGAUUGGAGCCGGGAUGUUGGUUAGGUCAAUAUCGUAUGAGCAGAGCCCAGGCCCUAAGCAUCUUGCUUGGAUGCUUCAUUCAGGUGUCAUGGGUGCGGUUGUGGCUCCUCUGACCCUUCUGGGCGGCCCUCUGCUCAUCAGAGCAGCCUGGUACACUGCAGGGAUCGUGGGAGGCCUCUCUACAGUGGCCAUGUGCGCACCGAGCGAAAAGUUUCUGAACAUGGGAGCUCCUUUGGGAGUGGGCUUGGGCCUCGUUCUGGCCUCUUCUGUUGGCUCCAUGUUUCUACCACCUACAUCUGUGGUUGGCGCUGGCCUUUAUUCUGUUGCAAUUUAUGGUGGAUUGGUACUUUUUAGCAUGUUCCUUCUUUACGACACCCAGAAAGUCAUCAAACGUGCAGAAAUGCAGCCAAUGUAUGGCGUUGAAAGAUACGACCCCAUCAAUGCAAUGAUGGGCAUCUAUAUGGAUACACUGAACAUCUUCAUGCGAGUCGCCACCAUGCUAGCAACCGGAAGCAACAGGAAGAAGUAAACUGAUUCAACCAACUCAUCCCAUACUUUGGCUUGUCAUAGUGUCUUCCUACUAAAUUAUUUGCCUUACCAGCAGCUUGAAUUCAAGUCAGAAGUCUCAAGAUCCCAGAGAGACUUAAGAUAUUCUAGAGCAAUGUUUGCUUCAAGUUCCAUCUUUUGCCUCCUGACAAUAAAUUCACUAGUUGCAACUAAGUUCACGCUUCCAACUUUGGUGUUUCUAAGUAACUGUAAGUCGUCUUAAUCGAGAAGCGACUGGAGCCUUAGUAUUUGAAGUCCCCAUUUGUUAAUGUAGAUUGGUUAGCUGAUAUGUCCCACUUCUGCCUCUAACAACUUAACAAGACUCUGAGGCUGCAUUCCAGAGUGAUCACAUACAGACCAUAGAGCAAUUUCAGCAGGGGUUUGUGUAAUGUAUAGUGUCGCUGGGUUGUGCUGCUGUUCUAGUUGCUGAGCUGGUGAUGGGCCAAAUGAGAAUGUUUGAUAUACAUCUUCAUGGAAGUGUCCUUCUCACAUUUGGCCUCCUAUUAUUUUAACUGGACCCCAUAUGUCAUAGAAGAGAUGGCGAAACAGCUCUACCCUUCCUCGAUUCCCAUCUUAAUGUUUGAGUUCGUUAGGAUGGAUUCAGUUCCAGCGUGUCUCCACAAAAAUCCUCUGUCUCAAGAUGAACGCACAUCUUCGAAAGCAUCAAGUAAGUUUCAGGUUCCCGAAACAGAAACAGCAUGUUGAGAUUGGGAUUUGAGGUUUGUGCAUGGGUGAGCACUGCCUGUUCCUUCCAUUUCCUAUCGCCUAACUGAAGGUCUUCUCUGGUGUGAAAGUUGCUGGAAAAAGGAACCAGUUUGCUUCUUGGCCCAAUAGAAUAUGGUCACAAUUCUUGUAUCCCUCUUGCAUCAAAUUCUGAAAAUCCUUGCCGAACUACAACUAUCUCUCAACUAUUUUUAAGAGCGGUAUGUGCAAAUGUUAAAAUUAAGGGGUGUCCCUGGAUCUUUUUCCAGUCAUAUUUGAAAAUUGCCUUGUAAGUAAAGCUUGUAAAGUUAUGGCACGUAAUGAGAUAUUUUGGAAGCUGUGAAUAAAUGAAUUGUCUGUGUAAUUAUUGUAAUCUACUGUUUUCAGGAUAUGUGGUGGUCACCAGCGAUCUAGAACUAGAUAUUCUAUCUGAGAAAUGGGGUGUGCUUCUUUGUUAAAUAAUAAAAAUCUAGCUGCAUAGUGCAUCUAACG
Messenger RNA from Tachyglossus aculeatus (Australian echidna), 2383 nucleotides. RefSeq names its product growth hormone inducible transmembrane protein (gene GHITM). Gene Ontology annotation, cellular component: mitochondrial inner membrane. The coding region runs from base 132 to 1172 and encodes 346 amino acids. Lineage: Eukaryota; Metazoa; Chordata; Mammalia; Monotremata; Tachyglossidae. The record is from RefSeq and is a predicted model, not a curated record. The transcript has 9 exons.